Messenger RNA from Paramecium sonneborni, 2777 nucleotides. The record is from the annotation of a GenBank genome assembly. NCBI's taxonomy places the organism in Eukaryota, Ciliophora, Oligohymenophorea, Peniculida, Parameciidae.
AUGUAACAAGGUCUUUACAUUUCUGACCCUGCUGAAUACUUACAAAAAAUGAGAGAACAUAAAAAGAUUUUAGUUGUCAAAUAAGAUAUUUUUGGCUUCUAACUUUAUGAUAUAUCACUUCAUAAGAAAGGUCCAAUUGAAGAUAAACUUUAUCUAAAAAAUCCAUUCUUUUUGAUGAAUGUCAGAAGAGGCAAUUCAAUAUUAGUAUAGGAUGAUUGUAUCAAUAUCUGUAGAAGAGGGAUGAGAAAGUUCUAUGAUCUUGAAAGAAAGUAUAUUGAUUAUGAAUUGGAAUAAUAAAAUGUCAAAUUGUCUAGAUAUCAUGAAAAAGCAUGUUUAAAUAUUUUACAUCCUAUAAAAUAAGCUAUUUAAGAGGGUAAAAAGAUUCAUCUUUACAAAUUAUUUAAAGAAAAUGGUGAACAUUGUUAAAUAAGUUUUACAAAUGGAUAUUGGUUAGUGGCAUCUAAAAACUGUACAAUUCUAUUCUAAUAAGAAGAUGAUUUAAAAAUAUAUAAUGAUUUAAGACAUACAUGGGCUAAAUUAAUUGCAAAAUAAUGGUUAGAAAUUAUUAAAGAAUAAAAUUUUGAUGAUUUAAAAUCAUUUCUUAAUCAACAUACAUUAAUUGGAGAAUAUUGUGGAAAUCCUGAUUAUUAACAUAUAACAAAGUAUUCUCAUAUUCAACUUAUAUUUUAUGCAAUAGUGAAUAACAACUCUCCAGAUAUAUGUUUACCAGUAGAAUAGACAAAGUAAAUUUGUGAAUAAUAUAAAUUGCAAUUUGUGAAAAACUCUUCCAUUAAAAACUUCGAUAAUUAUGAAGCUAUAUUAAAAUAAUUAGCAGUCUGGUCUAAAAUAAUUGGAGAAGGACCUAUGGAAUUAGAAGGCGAAGGAUCAGUUGCUUAUAUAGUAGCAGAAGAUCAUAUUGGAAAUUAAUAGAUGAUUAGUUUAUGUAAACUAAAAUCAAUGGAAUAUUUAAUCUAUAGAAAAUUAAGAGAAAUGUUAAAGAUAUUGAUUUAAAAGAUUAAUCUCAAUGAACAUUAUUAAUUAUCUGUUUAAUUAGGUAAAUUCCUUAAUGAAUUACAAAUUAUAAUCAAAUAAUAUUCACCUCCUCAACCUAUUAGAUAUUAUCUUCAUAUUUCUAAAUUAGCCUUUGAAGAAGUUUAUAAUAAUAAAAUUCCCUUUGAAAAAAUCAGAUAUAAUUUUGUAGAUUUUUUAGAACAUAUCUAAAAUAUGCAGGAAGAUAAAAUGAGUGAAAUAGAUGAAUUAGGAGAAGUGAAAUAAAAAAACUUACAGAGACAUGUGAGAGUCAUUUUGUUAACAUUACCUAUGUUGAUAGAAGAUAAAGUAUUAUAGAAUUUAAAGGAUAAACUUAAUAUUUAAUGUGUAGAAUGUUAAUAUAUGUGUAGAAAUUAAAAAGUAUUUGCAUAAAGAGCAAUAUCUAUUUUACAUAUGAUUCCUAAAUUACCAUAUAAUAUAAAUAAUGAAUAAUAAUUGAAUGAUUAUUUAGUUAAUUCAGCAUUAUAAAAUUAAGAUCCAGCAAAUAUUAUUUUUGUUUUUUUAGGUAUGAAUUAAGAGGCAUUCAAAAUAUCAUUAUAAAAUUUAUAAUCUAAAAAUUUUUAAGAUUAAAAUCCUAUUAUAAGUUCUUUUGGUGUUUAAUUUUCAACAGCAAAGCCAAAAGUCUAAUAAUUAAGUUUAGAGAGAUGGCUAGAAAAAGGUUAAGUUUAUUUAAAAGAAUGUUAAAAGAAUUUUCCAAAUAGAACUUUUGUAUUAGAUGAACUUGAUUUAUAGAAAUUAGAAUAAAUAAUAAAAUAAUUUGAAUUUACAGAAUAAUCAUCAAUAGAAGAAUAAAAUGAAAUUGAUUUAGAGGAAUCUGAUGAAGAAGUUAAAGCUUAAAAAAAGAUAGUAAUAAUUUAUCCAUUAAUGAUACCAGGUUCUGGAAAAUCAACAUUGGUUGAAUAUUUAAAAUAAAAUUAUUAAGAUUAUCCUUUUUAUGAUAUAUGUGCAGAUGAUAUAACAUUUUAAUUAAUAAAGGAUAAGCUUGGAAUGAGUACAGAUUCAUUAGCAAUAUAAUUCUAAAAAGUUUUCUUAUAUAUAAAAGAAGCCUUUUAAUAAGAAUUUCAUAAGAAGAUAAAUGAAAUUAUAAACUCUAAUAAUGAUAAAGCUGUAUUAUUUGUGGAUCGUAAUUGUGUUCCUCAUACAUUAUUAUAUAUGAUUGAUCAUGUCAAAGCAAUUUAAACGGAUAUUGCUCUUAAGAAAGGAGUUUCUAUAAAGAUCUAUAAUAUUGGAUUCACAUUUCCAAUUUAAGAUAGUAAUAUAUAAAAUACACCCUUUUGUUAUGAUUAUGCACUUACAAUUCUAAAUCGGUUAUUGGUUAGAAAUGAUCAUAUUUUAUUGGGAAAUGAUGUUCUAUAUAAAACAUAAGUUUGUAUGAAAAAUCUAGCAUUAUAUACAGGGUUUAAAGCUAAAGAUUCUUACUUUUAGAAAUUUCAUCUAUAAAAGAUCCUUCCUAUGAGUUAUCCUAUAGAUAGAUUCAAUCUUGAUAAGAAUGAUUUGUAUGUUGCAUAAGAUCUUAUCUCUAAAGUAAAUAUUUUAUAUAAUCUUAGUGUGUAUUAGCAUCGUAAUAGACUAGAGAUUUAGGAUAAGGAGAAGAGUUUAUCAAACUUAUUGAAUUUAUGUACUCUAUUAAGGAGAAGUACAAAAUUAAUGAAUUUGAUUUGAAAGAAGAGUGUAGAUAAAAUUGUCAGAGAUUAUCAGUUGCUAUCAAAAAACUAUUAAUGCCAUGA